UUUUUUUUUUUUUAUCUCAAUGUCAAACGAGGCCUUUGGUGGCCUCUACGAUUAGGCCGGCCCCCUGCCAAAUAGGAGUAGCAGGCCAUUCAAAAGUAACCCAUACACCCCAUGGACUUCUCCCAACCACCGAACCCAAUCACAGCCCUCCCACCUCCGCCGCCGUCGCCGCCGCCACCGCCACUUCAUCAGAGCGAUGCAGUUGAGGAUGAUGAGACUGUGAAGCAACUCAGAGAGUGUUCUUCUUUCUACUUGUCUUUACAGGACUGUCUAGUCAAUACCAACAGAAAUUGGAAAUCUUGCCAAAUGGAAGUUCAGGCUUUGAAAGCAUGCAAUGAGAGGAGGAACAAUGAUAAGAGAAAGUGAAAUUUUGACAAAAAUAAGAUGAGUCUCUGAUUGAAUUUGUUUUACCAAUUUUGUGAUCAUUUUUUGGGUCUUGGCGUUGGAUGAAUAGAGGAACAUGAAAAUAAAAAUAAAAAUUUGAAGCCUUUGACAAUGUGAUACAAUGAUAAGCCUUCAACAAUGUUAUGUACUGAUAAUUACUGAAUUUUUUUAAUGCUUUCGUGGUUAAAUUGGAACAUUGAAGCAUUUAAUCAUGGUGACCAUUGUAUGAAGUUCUGAGAAUUCAUGAACAGAUUUUUUUUGGAAUUA
This is a messenger RNA of Camellia sinensis, 651 nucleotides long. Its product is annotated as Cox19-like CHCH family protein. Lineage: Eukaryota; Viridiplantae; Streptophyta; Magnoliopsida; Ericales; Theaceae. The record is from RefSeq and is a predicted model, not a curated record.